UGAAGCAGUCAUAUGCUGCAAAGCCCGACACAGAUUUGAAUGCGUAGAGUUGCCAUUGCACAGCUCGUUUCGUUGUUUGUAUGCGUCUUUCUAUAUAGAUUUGGGUCCCCCACGUCCCUCCCCUGUGUUUGACAGCAUCAAUCAUCUGUGAAUUUUUGGAAAGCACAGUGAUUUUUGUGUGAGACCUUCCUUCCCUUUCCCUUUUACGUCUCUCUUCCGUUGCGGAAAAGCACCUCACCUUUUUCUGCCCUUCUCACGUGCUUCGAAUCCUCUUCUCCUCCAUUAUUCACACACACUCUCUCUCUCUCUCAAACUCUCUGCAUGUUAUAUCAAUUGCUAUAUAAUGUUUUAUAUGUUCCAUUAGUUUCUCUCUCAAAGGGAUAAUGGCACUGCUUGAGACUCUUGCAUCUAAUGAGCUUUUCAACUUCAUUAUCCAUGACACUAUCUCUGCAACGCCAUUUAGUCACCAUGAUUCCUCCUCGGAAGCUAAUGUCUUGUUAGAAAACAGAGUUAAUCCUCUGGAACAUGACCCUGCGCUGUUCAGUAAUCUCUCUUCUUCAAGGAAACGCCAUUCUGAUGAGCUUCAGGUGCCUAUUGUGCAAGGGAGGAAGAAGAGGAGAAGGAAGCCGAGGGUUUGUAAGAACAAAGAAGAAGCUGAGACUCAGAGAAUGACCCACAUUGCAGUUGAACGAAACCGCCGCAAGCAGAUGAAUGAGCAUCUCGCAGUCCUGCGUUCACUCAUGCCUGAAUCCUAUGUUCAAAGGGGUGACCAGGCUUCUAUAGUUGGUGGUGCUAUAGAAUUUGUGAAGGAGCUUGAGCAUCUGUUGCAGUCACUUGAAGCUAAGAAGUUGCAGCUUCUGCAACAAGAAGUAGCACAAACUAAUGAAGAGUCUUCUUCUUCUUCCAUUUUCAAACUCAUGAGUCCCCCUUUUGCACAAUUCUUUGCGUAUCCUCAGUACACAUGGUCUCAGGCUCCUACCAAAUACCCAUCCAAGACUAAAGCAGCCAUAGCUGAUAUUGAGGUCACCUUGAUAGAGACUCAUGCAAACCUUAGAAUUCUCUCACGGAGAAGCCCCAGACAAUUGUCGAAGCUGGUCUCUGGUUUCCAAACACUCUACCUCACCAUCCUCCAUCUUAAUGUCACCACCAUCGACCUGGUGCUUUAUUCUAUCAGUGCCAAGGUUGAAGAAGGAUGCCGCCUUGGUUCGGCGGAGGAUAUAGCGACAGCAGUUCAUCACUUGCUCAGAAGAAUUGAGGAAGAAGACUCCCUUUGCGUUUGAUGAAAGAGUGACACAUGUUUUGACGAAAUGACCAAACUAACCCCUUCCUCUUAGAAAGGAGAGUUUGGGUAAAUCUUGUUUUUUUUUUUUUCUUUUUCUUCUUUGUGUGCAUGUAGAGAUGAUGUGUCAAAGGUUAAUCAAAAGGUGAGAAGUCGAUGGCUUUUUGGUAAUUUUGACUCCUUAGAAGGAAUGGACAGCCUUGUGAGGGUAUUAUUAUUAUUAUUAUUUUGUUUCUUGACCUGUUGUGAGGUUAUUAUUAGAACUUUACAGGAGAUUGCAACUGGAAUCUUGUUUGGAGUUGGGCUGUGUUAUCCUCUUCCCUGGCCCAGUAUGGGGAUGACGCUGCUUUUGUGUAACUUUGUCUUUCUCUUUUCCUAUAAAAUAAAAUAAAAACCGAACAUUGUCCUA
Molecule: messenger RNA, 1688 nt
Organism: Prosopis cineraria
Lineage: Eukaryota; Viridiplantae; Streptophyta; Magnoliopsida; Fabales; Fabaceae
Product: transcription factor bHLH71-like
Biological process (GO): regulation of transcription by RNA polymerase II
Molecular function (GO): DNA-binding transcription factor activity, RNA polymerase II-specific; RNA polymerase II cis-regulatory region sequence-specific DNA binding; protein dimerization activity
Source: RefSeq, a predicted model, not a curated record